This is a messenger RNA of Alnus glutinosa, 479 nucleotides long. RefSeq names its product auxin-induced protein 15A-like. The record is from RefSeq and is a predicted model, not a curated record. The coding region runs from base 73 to 375 and encodes 100 amino acids. Gene Ontology annotation, biological process: response to auxin. NCBI's taxonomy places the organism in Eukaryota, Viridiplantae, Streptophyta, Magnoliopsida, Fagales, Betulaceae. The transcript has a single exon.
CUAAAGCUGUUCUCUCAUCCAAUCAACCUCUCAAAGUGCAAUUUUUUUCUUCUUCUCUUUUCCACUCCAAAAAUGGGAAUCCGAUUGAUGGGGAUAGUGAAUGCGAAGCAAAAGCUGCAGAGAACUCUUUCAGCAAGAAUCAGGAUGGUCUCAGCCACAAGCAUUGAUGUCCCAAAAGGCCACUUUGCAGUUUAUGUUGGAGAAUUCAAGAAGAGGUUUGUGAUUCCAAUUGCUUACUUGAACUGCCCUUUAUUCCAAGACUUGCUAAACCUGGCUGAGGAAGAAUUUGGAUAUGAACAUCCCAUGGGCGGUCUCACUAUUCCAUGCAGUGAAGAAUACUUCAUCAGUUUAACUUCAGCUCUAAAUUGCUCAUAAGUAUGUGGCCCGACACAAAUUAUCAAAGAGAGAGUGAGACAGCCAAGCCGGUCUCCUAAAUUUUGUAUUGUGGGUUCUUACUUCUUACCAUUACCAUUUGUACG